Medioppia subpectinata is the source of this 636-nucleotide messenger RNA. The record is from the annotation of a GenBank genome assembly. NCBI's taxonomy places the organism in Eukaryota, Metazoa, Arthropoda, Arachnida, Sarcoptiformes, Oppiidae.
AUGGAAGUGGUGGUGAAGACGAGGGCAUACGUGAAGAUGUGUAUGCAUGCACUCAAAUAUCCGCACUCAACAGUUUGUGGUCUACUUCUGACCACAAAGCGGAAGAAGGCGUCCACUAAUCAGUCUUACGUCGAGUUCUUCGACGCCAUUCCUCUCAUCCAUUCCGGACACGGAUUGACUCACGUCUUGGAGACGGCUCUCAUUCAGGUCACUGUCAACACAUCCCACACACUGACAGACAUACACUCACACGUGUCCCUCAUCUUUAUCUCAAACUAUUACAAGUCGAGCGAUGUCUCCAUCGGUGGUAUAUAUCAGGCGAACAAAUACUUCUUCGACUCGACGCCGAAUGUCUUCGCGCAACGAUUGGGCGAAAAGUUGUUGGAAAACAACAGCGAAUCAGUUGUAGUGAUGGUUAAUAACAUCGGUUUAGCGCAAGCGUUGGACGACCAAAACGAGAUCGACUCCGCGCUCACUGUCUAUCACAUGAAUGACCAGAAGUGGCGGUCGAAGAGCGGCGGACACCGGUUCGAGAACCCCUCCCAAGCCUUCAACGCUGGUCUAUUGAGUCUAUGCUAUGGUAGAGGAGGUCUUAUGGACUCUUCAAACAACAUCUUCUACUCAUUUAUCAGAUAA